Messenger RNA from Mycena citricolor, 1167 nucleotides. NCBI's taxonomy places the organism in Eukaryota, Fungi, Basidiomycota, Agaricomycetes, Agaricales, Mycenaceae. The record is from the annotation of a GenBank genome assembly.
AGAACACUCAUUUUUGUCAAUGUUCGGACAAGUAAUCUGUGGCUGUGACGCGCCUUAUCUGCUCUUGUUUACCUAGACGCGCUGAUUUCUCUGCUCGGCAACAAUGGCGCGUCGAAUCGCUGUCCUCAUCUCCGGCUCAGGGACAAAUCUCCAGGCUCUGAUCGACGCCCAGAACACGCCUGCUCUCCCUAAUGCUGAGAUCGUCCUGGUGUUCUCGAACCGAAAGGCAGCAUACGGACUAACGCGAGCAGUCGAAGCGAAUAUCCCGACCGGAUACCUUGCUCUGAAAACUUUCUUGAAUUCUAAUCCGGGCAAAUCACGGGAUGACUACGAUGCAGAGGUCGCUCGGCGCGUUUUUGAGUCGUGGCCGGAUUUGGUGGUCUUGGCUGGAUGGAUGCAUGUGUUCGGUGACGGGUUCUUGAACAUCGCACGAGAUGCGAAAGAUGGGCAAGGUGUACCCGUUAUCAACCUGCAUCCUGCGCUACCAGGAGCAUUCGAUGGAGCCAAUGCCAUCGAGCGCGCCUACGAAGCAUUCCAAAAGGGCGAGAUCUCCCAUUCUGGUGUCAUGGUGCACCGGGUCGUUAGAGACGUUGACCGGGGCGAGCCUCUUAUCGUUCGGGAGAUUGCGUUGACUGCUGAGACUUCGCUCGAUGAUUUUGCGAAGAGAUUGCAUGCCGUGGAAUGGGAGAUCAUUGUUCAAGCAUCAAAAAUGGUUCUCGAAGAAUCGGUCUCCGCUCCGCCGUAGCUUUCAUGAGGGGAAACAAAUGUAGCAUUUAUGUUGUACUCGUAACUUUUUCGUGCGGCGGAAUUCAACGGUCCGAUAUCCCUGCGGCCCGGGCCGAAUUCCAAGCCUGAGUUUCAGGAGCACCAGGUCGUCGCGAUAGAGAACUAGGAUGUCUGGAUGGAGAUGAUGAUGUCUAAUCCGACAGAAGUAUUCUGGCGCGAUCUCAGCUCAAGAAAUGAGAAGAAGGCAGAUGAGAAAACCUUCUGGUUCGCAUGGACCGUGUCAGAAUAUGUGAUAUCUUGACAACCUUUUGCGUGGUGGAAAAAUGCCGGAUCUAGAGCGUGAAUAGGGGCUAUUUUCUUGGGGAGAUAUAAUUGACGUCAGCAAUCGAUGGCCAGAUCCCACAUCUUCUUCCAAACCACUACAUCCUUUCUUGCUCAACA